Molecule: messenger RNA, 2359 nt
Organism: Austrofundulus limnaeus
Lineage: Eukaryota; Metazoa; Chordata; Actinopteri; Cyprinodontiformes; Rivulidae
Gene: tp53inp1
Product: tumor protein p53 inducible nuclear protein 1
Exons: 4
Coding region: 450-1319 (289 amino acids)
Biological process (GO): positive regulation of DNA-templated transcription; autophagosome assembly
Cellular component (GO): autophagosome; nucleus
Source: RefSeq, a predicted model, not a curated record
AAGAAGUCGCAGUUCAGGGACUGGGGAGGAAACGGGCAGAGAGACAGAAAGAGGAAAAAAAACAAGAAGUCUCCCGAUGAACAAUCCUUAAGAUAACAAWUUUUAUAGUUUAUUUCUUCCGCGAAGAAGUCUCAAGUUUUUAUGUUUUUUUUUUUCUUUCGAAAAGUAACGAAUCUACCUCGAUUUUAAGGAUUUUAGUCGAAGUCUGUUCCAUCUCCUCCUCCUGCCGCAGGACUUUUGUUUUUGUACUUUUGCACWCGUGGAUCCCUGACGCUGAGCGACGUCCCAGCAUGCCUCUGCUGACCGUCAGAUGAUCUGUGACCACAUCUUACUGAUGCACUUUAGCACCUUCCUGGAGCCUUCCACCCGCAGCUGAUGACCAAAACGACCCGCCGUCGCUCCGAGCCGCGCGCCGCCCUCAGCCUCGCACGCCGCCAGGACGUCCCGGGAUGUUCAAGAGGUUCGCCAGCGCUCUGUUCGGGGACGACGCAGGAGAGCUGAGCCGAGGCCGUGGGUCUGGAGACGGCAAGGAGGAAGUGGAGGAGGACGAAGACUGGAUCCUGAUCAACUACCUGGCUGACGCUUGCUCCGCUCAGUGUGGUGACAGCCUCUCUGGUUCCUCCCUCAACAUUGACGAUGAAAAGGAGGAGGAGGAGGAGGGUUUGGUGAUGAUCCCCUCUCCCAUAGCCAGCCCUGCUAUCCGCUACCCCUCCUGCACUUCCCUCAACUCCACGGCCGACACCGACCCAGACGGCGGCGCAGAGGAGGACGAAGACGAGGAGGAGGAGGAGGAGGACGAGGGUGGCUUCCUGCGUCUCAAGGCCUGUUCGUUGGAAGAGAGCUGGUUCAUCACCCCRCCACCCUGCUUCACUGGCCACAGCAAGAAGCCGGUCCUCCUGAAAACCAACCCCCUGGAGAACCUGCUGAUCGAACACCCCAGCAUGUCCGUCUACGCCCAUCACAUCCCCCCGCGACUGGCCCUCGACCCCCUCCCGCGACAUUCUCUCGAACCCGACCUGGACUUUUUGUCUGCCAACGCGACGGCCUCAGGAGGAAAGGAGAAGACCAGACUCACGUUGGAAGGAGCUCGACACAGGCCAGAUGUGGCAAUGGUCCAGCACCGCUCCAGCCUCCACUCCACCUGCUACACGGCGGCUCUCUCUGCCCACACCAGCCUCCUGCAGCAGCGACCAGGUCACCCCAGCCAACGCGCCCAGUCCCUGUCCCGUAAGGCCCUGCGCCGCCUCAACCUGCUGCGACCCCCGAAGCCCGGCACCGUGCACCUGCACCAACCCACCCAGAGGCACCUCAACUUCUGAUAGGUCCGGAUUUUUUCUUUCAUCAUCGUCAUCAUCAUCAACCUCAGUACAGCUUGGGAAUCUGACACUGGCCUUUCACAAACACUCACCUUUUGUGCUCGUUUUAUCAAGAAACAAACACCAGCAACCAGCUCAUCUGCCGCAAACCACCCGCCGGAUCUGUCCGGGAAACUCAUCGGACAGUGAAACAGGAAGUGCGGCGUCUUUUUCUGUGUCAGAUUUCGAGGCCAGUGAACUUUUUUUUAUCCUGCUCUUCAAUCCUUUCUUUUUAAAAGUCGCUACGAAGAAGGGAUGCAAACAAAAUCUCAUGUUCUCCCACUCCGUUUGUUUUUGUCCACCAAUUUGUUUUCUCCCCACUUUCCUGACUACUUUGUGUCCGAUCACAAGGAGGACGAGGCGUCGUUUGAUCUCUCCUCUCUCCCCUUUUCUUUUUCUUAUUUUGUUCGUUACAAACAGUUUAGAAUCAACGCUGUAGGUCACUUUAUUCAGAGGCAGGUUCGUGGUGCGGCAGGAAGGUCAAAUGGUGUUUCAGUGACACGUGGCUCCAGAGUUGGUCGUCUAGAAACUGUUUGGGCAAAUAGACAAGGCAGUUGAGGCAUUAUUUUUUGGAAUAUGUGCAGCAAAAAGAAAAAAAAAAACAGUGAAAGCUUUAAGUUUUAGUUAAAUGCUAAUAUUAGCUUGGUGGUAAUGCUGUAGGUGGGAACAACUUCAACGGAAUAACUUCCCUCCAACUAUCUGACACUAAAAUAUCAGCAGUUUGUUCAUCUUGCUUUUUGUCUUCAAUGAGUUCAAGCAUUUCACAAAAAAAACAGGGUACAUCCAGUUAAAAUGUCAAAAGAAUGGCUUUUCACAUAUUUUAAAGUGCAAUACUAAAACACUGCCUCGCUGCCUAAAACCAACCCACAUGUCUAGAUGCUGGAAAAACAAAAACCUGAACAACAAAACAGAGUUUAAACAUAUUUUCAGAUUCACACUCGUGCUGUAGCUGCUCUUUCAUUUUAAACUACUGUAUUUAUUCAAGUAUAAUACGUAAAAUUAAA